Messenger RNA from Astyanax mexicanus (Mexican tetra), 1395 nucleotides. RefSeq names its product T-lymphocyte surface antigen Ly-9. The record is from RefSeq and is a predicted model, not a curated record. NCBI's taxonomy places the organism in Eukaryota, Metazoa, Chordata, Actinopteri, Characiformes, Acestrorhamphidae. The transcript is spliced from 5 exons. The coding region runs from base 61 to 996 and encodes 311 amino acids.
AGUUCACAUUUUACAUUAGGCAGAAGUGUUCUACCAACAGAAAGUGUGAACAUUGGGAAUAUGAUGAGAAACAGUUGUAACUUGCAGCUCUCAUUGUUUUUCCUGAUUUUGGGUGUCAGUGAUGUAUUCAGUGGGACUGAAUAUGUUGAGACAGGAAGAAGCUACAGUUUCAGACCCUACAUAAAAAUUAGAGUUGAGGCCAUUCUGUGGAAAUUCAAUAAUGAAAAGGUGGUUGAAUAUGACGAUGGUUUGCUGAAAUGGUUUCAGUUUGAAGAUCGUGGAGUUCUUGCUACAGAAACUGGAGUUCUUACACUUAAAGGGCUGAAGAAAAGUGACAGUGGUCAAUAUGAGGUCGAAAUCCUGGGGGGUGGGAUUCUUCAGACGUCCAAGUAUGAUCUUAGAGUGAUUGAUGCUGUUUCACAACCAAAAGUGGCCUGUAUCAAAGACAACACAGGAGAAGUAACAUCGCUCGAGUGUUCAGUGGAUUUUAACAUUCCAUCAGUGUAUCAGUGGACUGGGCCAGGUGACAUGAAACACACUGGGAGAACACUUAAUAUCACCAACAGCACAGAUCUUACUGCUGUCUAUUCCUGCACUGCAGAGAAUCCUGUCAGCAAGAACAGCACAGAGUUCUUGUUGAAGGAAUGUCAGACAGGUGAUGUAUUUAAUGGAACUGAUUGUGUUGAGACAGGAAAAAGCUACAGUUUCAGGCCGAACAUAACAACUAGAAUUGAGUCCAUUCUGUGGAAAUUUAAUAAUGAAAAGGUGGUUGAAUAUGAAGAUGGUGUGCUGAAAUGGUUUCAGUUUGAAGAUCGUGGAGUUCUUGCUACAGAAACUGGAGUCCUUACACUUAAAGGGCUGAAGAAAAGUGACAGUGGUCUAUAUGAGGUCGAAAUCCUGGGGGGUGGGAUUCUUCAGACGUCCAAGUAUGAUCUUAGAGUGAUUGAUGCUGUCCACAGCCAGUGGUCUGUAUCAAAAACAACAAUGGCAAAGUAACAUAAUUCGAGUGUUCAGUGGACCCAGAACUUCUGGCAGUGUUUUAGUGGUGGCGAGAAACACACUGGAGAUAUACUUCAAAACUCCAGAUCAACUGAUCAUAACAUAAUAUAUUACUGCACUGCAAAAAAAUCCAAUUAGCCAUAGGAGCAGAGAGUUUUUUUUUUUGAAGGAAUGUUACACAGAUAAUGCUUAACUUUAGAUGGAUGUCAAUGUUCUUGAAUAAAGACUUAGGUAUCUGUUUAAAUCUGUGCUGUAUGUAGUGUGAAGUAGAGAGCAAAAACUAGGUUAUAUUGCAGUGUUUCAGCCUAAAUUAAACGUUUCUGCAGAUUCCAGCAUCUGCUUUGUGAAACUUUUUCUGUCAUGUGUUCAAACAAAAAUUACAAGAUCAAUUAGAAA